AUGGAAGAAACAACAAGCACACCAACUUCUCCAUCAUCUGCAUCCCUAAAACAAAGGCUAAAAUAUAAAUACAUUGCAUGUUUACAUUCUUCUUUCCGGAAAAACAUUACUCAUCGUGCUUCCGCCGGCCCUCCACCUUCUUCCGGCGUCCAUAAUGACUCCGACGAUUCGAACACAAUUCCAAAACAACCUAUUCUUAAUCGAACCUUCUCCAUCGAUAAAUGCAAGAGUUUCAUUACGCGUAUUGGUCGAAAUGCACAAGGACUUGCACAUGGACACUUGCCAAGCGAUGGUAACGGACAUGGGAAUGGGAACGGACAUGGACGUGGACACCGGAGGCGGCAUUCGCUUUCUUCCGAUUUUCGGUAUGAUGCGACGAGUUAUGCUUUGAACUUUGAUGAAGGAAAUAAUGAUAGUGUUGAAAAUGAGUAUCGAUUAAGGAGUUUCUCUUCAAGAUUGCCCCAAUCUCCCAAAAGGGAAAUUGCUUGUGGUUGA
Molecule: messenger RNA, 495 nt
Organism: Mercurialis annua (annual mercury)
Lineage: Eukaryota; Viridiplantae; Streptophyta; Magnoliopsida; Malpighiales; Euphorbiaceae
Exons: 1
Coding region: 1-495 (164 amino acids)
Source: RefSeq, a predicted model, not a curated record